Panonychus citri (citrus red mite) is the source of this 4477-nucleotide messenger RNA. RefSeq names its product cyclin-G-associated kinase-like (gene aux). Gene Ontology annotation, molecular function: ATP binding; protein serine/threonine kinase activity; AP-2 adaptor complex binding. Bases 663 to 3416 code for a protein of 917 amino acids. Gene Ontology annotation, cellular component: cytoplasm. Gene Ontology annotation, biological process: protein phosphorylation; positive regulation of Notch signaling pathway; regulation of clathrin-dependent endocytosis. Lineage: Eukaryota; Metazoa; Arthropoda; Arachnida; Trombidiformes; Tetranychidae. The record is from RefSeq and is a predicted model, not a curated record. The transcript is spliced from 9 exons.
AUUAAUUAACGAAAAAAAGUGUAAACAAAAAUUAGAGAAAAGAAAAACCAAAAGUCUAUUCUCACAGCAGAUUCUCGAUGAAUAGCCAGAAAAAAAACCAGAAAAACGGUAAAGAUAAUCAAAAAUUUUCUUCUCUCUUUUUAAUCUCAUUGAUUAAAUUGUUAUCAAAUGGUUUAAAUUGUUAUUGUGAUACGAACAAUUAGCUAGUGAUUUAGUUAAUUUAUUAAUACCAUAAAUUAGAACGUAAAAUCUUUAAAACUGUGAGAUUGUGAUCCAAUUGUUUACAUAGAAUAAGAAAAGAAAAAAUUUCCAACAUUUUCAUGUAAUUAAAUUGGAUUAUCAACUGAUUUAAUUUGGGUUCUCUUUUCCAACAAUUCUAAUCUCUUUAAAUCCUUUACAUUUAUAAUUAAUUGUAAUUUUCGGUGUUACAAAUUAACGACAAUAUCUGAACAUAUUGUCCUCCCCUUUUGUUUUGUUUCUUCUCUUCUCUAUCUUUUAAAAUUCUCUUUUUUCUUUCUCUCUAUUUUCUGUUCUAUUCUAAUCUCUGAGUCCUAGUCUAUUUUGUUUAUUCUCUUGUUAUUGUUUUUUUUCUCAACUGUACUUUUCUCUUGUUAUCAUUGUGAAAUAAUCCAGAGAAUUGUGGUGAUAAAAGUAAAGGUACAAUGAGUGACUACCUGAGGUCCGCUUUUAGUAAUUUCAGUUCAAAUUGGGGAAACACUGCCAAUGAUGAUGGAUCCCACAGAAAUGAUAUUGGAAAUGAGUUUGUUGGUCAGACAAUUAAUCUUAAAGGACAUCGUUUAAAAGUUGAACGUGUUGUAGCUGAGGGUGGAUUUGGUUUUGUCUUCAGUGUCCGGGAUCUUCAAAGUCAAGAACGUUAUGCAUUGAAGAGAUUAAUAGCUUCCGGAAAAGAGGCCCAGAAAGAGAUUGAAAAUGAAAUAGAAGUGUUAACCAGGCUACAACCUCAUCCUCAUAUCAUGAAAUUUAUCUCAUGGGGUUUAAUCAAUCCUAAUAUUUAUCUCAUAUUAAGUGAAUACUGUGGACGCGGAUGCCUCAAAGAUUUAACUCUCCCAUUAGAUAAUACUCCUCAAUUGAAUAAGAUACUUUACCAGACUGCCUUGGCUCUGGAGCAAAUGCAUCAAUUAAACAUCACUCAUCGUGAUCUUAAAAUUGAAAACAUUUUGUUUGACAAUUCGGGUUACGUUAAAUUGUGUGAUUUUGGCUCAGCGACAACAAAUUGUUAUCAACCUGAUCAUGGUUGGACUCCAAUUCAAAGAUCUCUUCUAGAAGAUGAGAUGACCAGGCAUACAACACCCAUGUAUCGGCCACCCGAAACUUUAGACACUUACCUUAAUUAUCCGAUCAAUACAGCAAUGGAUAUUUGGGCUUUCGGGUGUUUAACUUAUUGCAUUAAAUUUGGCCGUCAUCCGUUUGAAGAUUCAGCUAAAUUGCGAAUAAUUAAUUGUAAAUACACGAUUUCUCCCAAUAUUCCAGAUUCUGAUAUUCACCUUCAAAUAAUCAGAGAUUGUUUGAAAGUUGAUCCUCGGGAAAGAGUCGCUAUUGAUGAUAUAAUUAGUCUAUUGAAUAAAAAUUUUGUUGAUUUAGAUUCUCCUUGCGUCCGCUCACCCCAAUCAACACCUACAAAUCAACCUUCACCCUCACAUCAACCAUCAAAUCAACAAACAGCUCCACCACAUCCUGGCUCAGCUCAGCCCACAUUUGGCUUAUCAGGAUUUACUCGUUACCUUAAAGACACUUCAUCCAAGGUCAUGCAAACCGUUCAACAAUCUAUCGCAAAUGGACAGUUACGAAAAGGUGAAACCAAUACACCGGGUGAAGGUCAACCUUAUAAUAGAAGAGAAAAUAAUCCAACAACUCUUGGAGAUAAUGCACAAUUUAACAGGCGAGAAGGUAGUCGACCUGUUAGUAGUAAUGAUGAACGAAUUCUUAAUCGUGAAUCUGUAAACCGUCAUAGUGAUGGUUCAUAUCGAAGUCGAGAUCCUAAUAAUCCAAUAAUUGAUUCUCGACGAGACUCUGAUGGUUCUAAAUGUAAUCGAGCAAAUGAAAAUACAACUACUACUAGUAAUCGAGAUUCAAUUCCCAUUGGUGCUGAUGAGGUUUUCGCUCAUAAAGAAGCAAGUGCAGUUGGUGAUCUACUAAAUCUUAGCUUAGAUGAAAGUGAUCGUUGUCCAAGUGACAAUAUUAGCAAAAAUAAUAGUAAUCGAAAUAGUAAUAAUUAUAACAAUGGUAACAAUCAACAUUCCCUCAAUGAUUCCUUGUUUACAACCACAACUACAACUACAACCACGGGUUUGGAUGGAUCAUCAACUUCUGAUGGACACAUUGAUGAUGUUAAUCCAAGCACAUCUACUGGUACAUUUGAUCUCCUAAUUGAUCCAUCAACAUCAUCUAAUGGUGUUAAUGAAAAUUUAUCAGGUGUUGGAGGAGCUAAUUCCGCCUUCGAUCUUCUCAAUGAUAUAUUUAACUCAACUGAUAAAUCAACGUCACAAAAUCAAUCACAACAACAACAACAACACCAUCAAACAAAUUCAAUAUCACCCACCCAUCUACCCAAGCCUGAUCUACUUUUCCCCAGUCCAACUGCCACCUCCUCCAAUAAUAAUAAUAAUAAUCCAAAUCUGAUAAAUGCUUUCCCAGGUUUACAUCGAAACACAUCAACACCUAAUUUAACUCAACUUGAUCCUCUAAGUGAACUUGGUUCAUUUGUCAAUAAUCCUUCAAAUUUAACAACAUCCUCAUCAACCUCAUCAACAAAUCAAAAAUUAAAUCAAUCAACUAAUCAAGGUAGUGGUGGUACUGGUACAGGUAUACCUCGAGUCUCAUCAUGUUCAACUUUCCAACCUUUCCAUAAUUCAGCGACAAAUAAUGGUUCCAAUGCAAGUGGUAACUUUACUGGUUCAGUUAACAAUCAAGGAUAUAAACCUGAUUACAAUCGAGCCUAUUUUUCUGAAUCAUCUCAUGCAUCUAAUAGUGCAACUGGACCUCGAGUUACUGGAUUUGAAUUUGAAGAUUUACUUUCAGAUUUUCCCAAGCAACACAAAAAUGAACCUCAAAACAAAUCAUUGGCUGCAAUGAAAAAGCAAGAGAUGAUACGAGAAGGAAUCAGUCCAAUCGAAAUCAAAGUAAAUGAAUGGAAAGAAAAUAAGAAGAAAAAUAUUCGAGCUCUCCUUUCGUCCCUUCACACCGUCGUUUGGGAUGAUUGUAGUUGGCAACAAGCUGGAUUACAACAAUUAAUGAGCCACAAUGAUGUUAAAAAGAUGUACAGAAAGGCUUGUCUUGCCGUUCACCCUGAUAAGCUUGUUGGAAGUGAACAUGAACAAUUGGCUAAAUUAAUUUUCGUUGAACUUAACAAUGCAUGGACCGAGUUCGAGAAGCAAGAAAUUUUAAAACCAUUAUAAUUUAAUUAACCUUCCAACAAUUAAUACAAUUAUUUAAACGAAACGAUGAUCAUCAAACUUAACCAUCUCAACAUCAAUAUAUUUAAAAUACAUGAAAAACUGCAUCCAUCUCACACACACACUCUCAAUCAACAAUUGUUGCUUAAUUGUUGUCAAUUUUUUUCUCAACAAUUUAACAUCAAGUUUGAGAAUCAAACACCAAUUAAGUUGAUCAUCAUUAUCUUUUUUUUUGCUGUUUUUAAUCAUUCACCUUCUCUCUCUCUUUUCUUUGGUAUUACUCAUCCAUUCCUAGUUGAAUUAAACUCUCAACUAAUAGUUAAUUAUAAUUGCAACAAAUUGUCAACAAUUCCAGAAAAAAAUGUUGCCAUUUUGUUACAAUCAAUUGGAAAUAGUCAUUGAGGAAAAUUGAGAAACAAUCACAAGAUUUUCACCAAUCAACCAUACAAACUAAUUAUAUAUUUAGUUAAUUGUGCAAAGAUAGAGUUAAUUUCUCAUAUUCUUAUCUCGUAUUAAAACAAUUUACUAAAUAUAUAUUUAAUUAAUCAUUGAGAAUCAACAACAACAACAAAAAAAGCAAAUUUGGAAAACAAUUAAGUGAAAUUAUUUGUUUGCCAAAUUUAAGAUUAUUAUUAAUUAUAAAUAUAUACAUAAUAUGGAUCAAUAAUAUAUUUAUUUAAUUAUCUAAAUAGUUAAUUACUCAUUAUCUCUUGAUUGUCUCUCCAAUAAUUAAUCUUCAAUUUCUGUUCACAUAUUAAUACAAGAUUCAAAAUUGUUUUUCUCCUAAAUUUUUGUAAAUUUUCCUCUUAAUUAUUGUUUUUCUUUUCCUCUAAUUUAAUUGAUUCUCUAUUUUUCCAAUGUUAAUUGUUGUAUAAAAAUCAGUGUGUGUACUUACCCUCUGAUUACUGAUUAUCUAACCAACAAUUAAGAGCGCAACCAAAAUCUACAAUUAACUAAGUGAUAAAAACCUUGAAUCAUCUAUUCAUUUGUGUGUAUAGCUUUUUGUGUCCAUUUAAAAUUAAGCAAAUUAAUUAAAAUCAAACAAAAAGAGAAUCAAUAAUUUA